AAACAAAAGCGAUUCAACGGAAUAUUGUGCGAUUAAACUGAUUAAAUGGUGAGUUAGUUAAACGGACGAUACACUUCUAUAUCUAAUUUAGCAGUUUAAACUCAUUUAAAGUGUCAAAAUGUGCAGCUGUAUUUUAAAAACAGGCUGGAGGUUUGCUGAUGAUGUCGACCUUUCCAUCUUCUUCCUCCAAGAGCUUGACCUCCACCCCGCUCAAGUCCAGACCCAGUGUCCCGAGCAGCGUCCUGCAGCGCAGCAGGAGCCUGGAGUCCACCGGGGACUCGACGUCCUCGCUGCUGUCACCCAUCUAUCAUGACAGCUUUGAGCUUUCAGAGGAUGAACCGGAGUCAGAUCAGCCACGGGCCGUUCACAACAUCACUGCCACGUUAAGUGAAGACGUCGCACCAGGCUCUCCAUACAGGGAUGAGGUGGACACAACAGGCCUGGAAGACAGAUCGUCAAAUGUGCAGUUCAAACUGAGUGCUUGGGAGCAGUGGAUUGUCGAUAAAGCCAAAGAAGAGCGUAUCAGAAAGCAACAAAAAGCCAUGGAGGAGCUCACGCUGAUGGAAAAACAGAAAGAGGUGGAAAAAGAACAGCAGAAGAAGAAAGUUGUCAACGACUGCAAACUUCAAGAGUGGCUGCAAAUAAAACGAGAACGGGAAAAGAAAGAGAGGAUGUCCAAAGAGUUUCAGAAGAGCAAAGACCAGCUUCAAGAGGAGACAAAACAUGCUGAGAUUGAAAGAAAAGCUCAGGAGAAAUAUAAGGAGUGGCUGCGGAAGAAGAAGCAACAAGAAACGGAGAGAAAGCUAAAAGAGAAGGAAGAGGCAGCCAGAAGAGAAGCAGAAGACAGGGAGCGCAAAGAAAAAGCAGAGGAAAGCUUUAAAGAGUGGCUUGAAGGUUUAAAAACAAAAGGAAAACUGAGCCGACAGUCAUCAGCAUCCUCAGCUGGCAACUAUAACAAUGUGAACUAUCCAGCUCCGAGUUUCGUCAACCCUAUUCCAUGGAAACCCAUUCAUGUUCCUCAGCAAGAGCAAACACCGAGGAAAAGCUCGACCCGUAAGAGAACCCCAGGACCACCAAAGAGCCAGUCGACCCCCUGUCUCACAUACAGACCUAAAGACAUGAUCAAGUUCGCUUGUAAGAGACGGUGACACUGACCUCUGCUGGUCUGAGACUGCUAUAACCUUGUCUAGAGACUUGAAGC
Carassius carassius (crucian carp) is the source of this 1201-nucleotide messenger RNA. RefSeq names its product coiled-coil domain containing 34 (gene ccdc34). The record is from RefSeq and is a predicted model, not a curated record. Lineage: Eukaryota; Metazoa; Chordata; Actinopteri; Cypriniformes; Cyprinidae. Bases 159 to 1148 code for a protein of 329 amino acids. The transcript is spliced from 7 exons.